GUAUACUCGAUCAUGCCGCCAACAUGCCGCUACCCACCGUGAACGCGUCCACCUCCUCGCCGCUGUCCUGGGUUGCUCCUCGACCUCACCGUCAAUCAUGUCCGCCGAGGCGCCUCCGCGCGACCUGAAGCACAAGUUGCUCGCGCUGCCGAAUACACUGGGGGAAUACCUCCACUCGAUCCCAAACGACCACCCGCUGCAGAUCGCCCUGCGGACUUACGCGCUCUCAAUCUCCCUCUCGCUCGGUCCCGCUUUGGUACCAUUUCUAACCAGUGAGAGGGCACGGAGGAGUGGCCUGACGCGUCUGGGGAAGAUACUGGGGCGCGAACUGGGGGUGACGGGGUUUGCUUUCGCUAUGACUGCGGGCGUGGGCGGCGGUGCGGUCCUGCGGGACGUGUUCGAUCUUCUGGCGGAGCAAGGCAGUCCAGGGACGGAUGAAGGCGAUUCGAUAUGUGGGCCCGCGCGAGCGAAGGCUGUCGGAUGGCUGGCUUCGUUGAAGGAGUCGCAUAGGACAUUCCUUGCCAAUGUUCUUUCGGCCGCUAUGGCCAUGACACUCUUUCAUUGCAGACGCCCCCCGCCUGCCUCAGCGAAGGCGAGCAUAGCUAUACCAUUCACCCCUCCUCUAUCCCCCAGCUCUUCUUCAAAACCUACGCCAUUCGCAGGUCGCCCAUCCAUCACCCUUGACUUGACUCUCUUACUCCUGGUCCGCGCCAUGGAUGCCUUAGCCCAGGUUACCAUACAAAAAGGUUGCGAAGUGAUUGAGAAGAACGACAGUGUCCACGGAAAGGAAGCUGCAAUGCGCCGCAGGCGUCUGCUCAGUAUGCGGCUGGACGCAUUGGUAUUCUGGGCGAGCAGCGCAAGGAUCAUGUGGUGCUUCUUCUACCAGCCGGAAAGGCUACCACGCUCGUACAACAAAUGGAUCAUGACCGUCGCGAACAUCGAUCCCCGCAUCCUUGCCGCAAUGCGUGCAUUGCGCUCCGGAACUUGGUCAUACAGGCGCCAUCACUCCGUACAGCCGGACCUGUUAUCCUCCCUGUCGCAAGACCUCGGGUAUCCAGCAGCAUGGGGGGACAUAACUCGCUUGCCCGCACGCGGCGGGCCUGACGCCACUGCUGUAUGGAAGGAACUCGGCGUGAAGGGCCGGGAUGGAAUCGGUGGUACACCGUGCGAGCUCGUACACGCCAACGCCUCUGGCGGUAGCUGUAGCAAGAACACCGCGCUCAGAGGCACGCAGGCAUUCGCAUCUGCUAUGGCCAUAUACCUCCCAGUGCACUUCCUGCCCAUCCUGCUCACCCGUCCGCGCACCCUCCUCCGCCCCUCCAAACUCAUGCAAACGCUCCUCGCCGUCCUCCGCAGCGCCUCUUUCCUCAGCACGUUCGUCUCCUGUAUCUGGGCCGCCGUCUGCCUCACGCGCACGGUCCUCCUCGCGCGUCUCUUCCCGCGCAUCUCGCACGACGUCUGGGACGGGCCCUUCGGGUGCACGUUCGCCGGGAGCCUCGUAUGCGGGGGUAGCAUAUGGAUCGAGCAGGGACGGAGGAGAGGCGAGAUGGCGCUGUACGUCCUGCCGAGGGCGAUCCGGGCGUGCUUGCCGGAGAGGUGGGUGAGAAGCGGGGCGCAGGGCGUGCAAUGGGGUGAACGUCUCGCGUUCGUACUUUCGCUGUCGACUAUCCUGACCGCGGCGAUCCACCGUCCGGACUCGUUGCGCGGGCUGUCGCGAUGGACCCUGGCGUUCAUCAUGAAAGGCCCGAACGCUGGCUUCUGGAGGCGCAAGCGGCGCGGCGAGUCCGUGCCCCCUACGCCUGUCGAAACGACACCAGCUGUCGAUACCCAGCCAAGACCAUACACGCUAUGAGACAAACGACCCCCUUCGUAUACACAUUGCUAUUCAUUCCGAGACUCGAAACGAUCCAUCGUUGUCAGCCGCCGCCCUCUUCUGACACAGUCGCCGUCUGCACCAUCGCCGACCAGUUCGCCAAUGCACAACCGUCUUCCCCGUCUCCACUGCUGUAGUCAAUACCUGUUGUCGUGUGUGUCCAGUAAUGUUUGUAAGACCUGUCCCUGUACGCAUACCCGGUGACACGCAGAACAAUAUAUGUAAAUGUUCAAAGAGUAAACUCUUGUCCUUCGGACAGAAUCAACGACGUUGCCUUUG
This is a messenger RNA of Fomitopsis serialis, 2152 nucleotides long. RefSeq lists its product as uncharacterized. The record is from RefSeq and is a predicted model, not a curated record. The transcript has 6 exons. Lineage: Eukaryota; Fungi; Basidiomycota; Agaricomycetes; Polyporales; Fomitopsidaceae. Bases 98 to 1852 code for a protein of 584 amino acids.